This is a messenger RNA of Strongylus vulgaris, 528 nucleotides long. The record is from the annotation of a GenBank genome assembly. Lineage: Eukaryota; Metazoa; Nematoda; Chromadorea; Rhabditida; Strongylidae.
AUGUUGACUACCUCUGAACUUUCGUUUCUUCGACUUUUGGAAAGGACAAAAAAGUUGGCGAGAGAGGACUUGAUUGCGAACGUUUGGAAAGUGAACGCUGCUGUUAUAUAUCUGGAGAAUUUGUUCAAUAGGUUGCAAGAUGAGAAAAGGCUAAAUGUACAACAACGACAUGUUGAUGCAGUAUGGGAGAGAGCUAAACCAACUCAAGCUUCUAGUAGAUGCGGAAAGUUGCGUGAGUUAAUAUCUUUCCUUUCUACGCUUUCAUUCCCAAUGGAUGCGUAUCUCGGGGUUGCCCCCCAGCAGACAGAAAUUGCUUCUGAAGUACGUCUACGUAAUCGCACAGUAUACAGAGCAGAUUUGCGCAAGCAACUGCUUGGUGAACAGGCAAAACGUCGAGAAGAAAUGUCUGACGAUCUGAUGAAGCAUGAAGAGAAGCAGGAGAGUUUAGCCAAUGAACUACUGUCACUGACGAAAUCUUUGAAACACAAUAUGAGUAUCGCUGGGAAUGUUCUAAAGGACGACAACAAA